AUGGAAGAUUUUUCUUGGGCUAAGCUAUAUCCAGAAGUAUAUAAAGUAUGUACAUUAUUUCAAAUGACGGAAAUAGCAAAUCCAAUUGAAUUUCAUUAUAAAAAACUUGACCAAUUUCUACAAGAUGGGCCUCAGUGUGGUUUAGUUGCACUUGCCAUGUGUGUGGGAAAUCCUACAAAGGACAGUAUUCAAAAUUUAUUUGAAACUGCAAAAAAAUAUAAUUUUUCAAACAACGGAGAAAUGUUUAGUGUUGAUAAUAUGGCAACUUUAGCAAAAGAAGUGUUACCAAUUGGAACUGAAAUUAAAGUAUACAAUGGUUAUUUAGACAAUGAUUUUAUCAAGAAAAGUUUGCUUGGUGGUAGUAUUAUGUUAGUACCUUAUGACACAGAGAAAGAUAACUCUCCAGGUUUAUGCAAAGGUCACAAAGCUCAUUGGGCUGCCAUUUGUGGUGGAAUUCUAACUGAAAACGAUUUUUAUGUUCUUGCAAGACAUGGUAAAGCUAGGAAUGUAGCAAUCUGGAAAUUGAAAGUUUUAGCUAACAGCAAUAAACAACUGUUGGAAUUUUCUCCAGAUAGAAAAUUUCAGGAUAUUGUUUAUAAAUUACCAAUUGGUGGAAUUUCAGGUCCAUAUGGAUUGAAAGAAAAAAGUAUUUUAAUUCAAUAUAAGUGUUGAAUAUUAUAAUACUUAUAUUUAUAGGAAAAAAUAAAAUUAACUCACCUUUUAAAAAUGUUCACAUAAAAUCUACUUCUUUUUUAUUCUAUCAAAGUGAAUAAUGUGCUCAAAAUUAAAUUCAAAUUGUAUACAUAAAAUCCAGGGUAUUGAAAAAUCAGUUCUAAACAAUAAAGCAAUCAUAUUUGUAAAUAAUACCAUAUGUUCAAUAUUGCAUAUAUGUAUAAUAAUUUAGAAAUAAAACACACCAGAUAUACCUAUGAAUAUGACAAGAAAAGAUAGCAGUUCGAAAUAAAAGUUUCAUUAACAAAAUAUUAGUAUAGCUAUGGGUCGAUAUGGUCGAAACAUCAGUUUGAAUGAAAAUUAUCGCAUCACUGGUAUUUUAGGAUUUUUUAAUACUUAAUUUUAGUUUUUUUGGAACAAUCUGUAUAUGUAUCAACUUAAUAGAUAUUUCUGGUUUCUUAUCAUGGACAAAAAAAUAUCACAAUUUCUUACAAAUUUUUUGGAAUCAAAAAUGUUUGAGUAAAUCAUUUCUGUCUUGGAGAAUGCAUUGAGAUCGAGAGCUUUCUAAGGAAAUUGUGUUAUUGUUUAGUGAAAAUUAUUUUGUUACUAAUUGAUGUGCCUUUUUUUCGUCAAAUAAUCUAUAACCAUUUGGUGCAUAGCCAACAAAUAAGUAUUGUUCACUUCUUUCAUCAAGUAUCUUUGCAUAUGUUUUUGUUACAAAAAUUUGCAUUCUUUCAAUACCAGGUUUUUUAUUUGCCCACAUUUUGGUUGGUGUUUUAUUAAAUGGUAUAUAUUCUGUAGGAGUUCGGUUUAAUAUUUAACUAUGGCUGCUUCACCCUAAAAUUUCUCUUUAAUUUGACUGCCAAAUAAUAGUGAUCUAACUUUCUCAAUAAGUGUUCAAUUGAAGCUCCUACUUUAUCAUUUAACUGUGGUGUAUAUGGUAUAGUCAUGUCCAACUAAAUACCCUUUUUUCUGUAGUAGUCUAUCAAUUCAUUGUUAUAUUCAUCUCCAUUAUCACCAUUGUUGAAACUCAUAUUUUUGUAUCUUUCAUUUGCUUCUAGAUAUUCUUGUAUAAAGUCUGAAGCUUCAUUUUUAUAUUCUAAUAAAUACAUUUCUGUCCAGUUUGUGCAAUCAUCAAUAAGAGUAAGAAUAUAGUUUCAUUAUCCCAGAUUAGUGGAUCAAUUGGACCACAUUAAUGAGUAUGGAUAAUUUCCAAUGCUCUUGUAGCCUUUGUUCUUUCUGAAUUAAAUGGAAAUUUCUCUCUACUUUUCCAGUCAACCCUUAAUACCACCUCUAAAUCAAUCAUUUUAUUUAUAUUUUUUAUGUUAAUAUGCCCAAAUUUUCAAUGCCAGUCAUUUACUUUUUCUUGUUAAAUUUCCAACGAAAAACUUUCUUCUUUGUUUUCAUUUGAUUCAUUUAGUUACUGAUAAUAAGCCUGGCUCAUUCUUUUUUCCUUCAAAUAUUUUUUGAUUAUUUUUUAAAACCAUAACUUUGUCUCUUUCAAAGAUCACCUUUCCUUUAUUUUCGGUAAUUGCUUUUCUGGUCCUUUUUACAAAUUUUGCAAAACAUUUUUUCAUUUUUCAUAGUUUCAUUUCUGUUUCCUGAACAAUUUUUAUUACUUUUCUCAUAUUUACUCAUACUAGCACCUUUGUAUCUACAAAAAUGUGCUAUGUCUAUGUUUCUACAUAUAUAUGGACAAACUUUGCAUUGUUUUGAAAAGCUACACUCAGUGCCUUUUUCAAAUUGACAACUAAAAAAUUCUCAAAGCAAAUAUCAUUUUUGAUCAUUUGUGUUCCUUUUAAUGAGCGUUUUUAAUUUUGUGUACAUCUGGGCUGAACUUUCACAGUUCAUUAUAUAAAUUAUCACUUUUUUAACCACUGUAGAGAUAAUUAUUUUCUGCGUUUUCGCAUCUUUUUAUAUCCAGGUUUUCUUAUCUCUCUCCCAGCUAAAUCUUCCAUUUUUCUUCUCCCAUUACUAUAUUAUAAAUUUCACUAGCUUUAAAAGAGAUUCCUGUUUAAAAGUCCCAAAUUUCAAAAAAUUAAGAGCAUCAGUUUUUCAAUAUUACUUAUUUCUUCAGUUUCAGUAGCCAUUGUUUUGACUUUCGUUUAAAAAAGCACAAGUCACUUUUAUUUUUAUGUUGAUCUUUAUGGCACUUCUUCAGUUAGGGCUUUCCUGUGCCCAUAACCUGUUAGUUUUUUGUUUUAUUUUAUUCUUUUAUUAAUAAAGAGUAGUACACAGUGGAA
Diorhabda carinulata is the source of this 2915-nucleotide messenger RNA. RefSeq names its product actin maturation protease. The record is from RefSeq and is a predicted model, not a curated record. Lineage: Eukaryota; Metazoa; Arthropoda; Insecta; Coleoptera; Chrysomelidae. The transcript has 2 exons. Bases 1 to 672 code for a protein of 223 amino acids.